AAGGGAAAAAAAUAAUCUGAAAAAGGAUAUUUCCCACCGGCUUCCCUUUCGGUCUUCUCUCUAAUUGCUAUAGUUUUCUCAUUCCCUUCUAGUCACGAACAAAACGUUCCUUCUUCUCUAACCUCCAUAUAUAAAUACUUCCUACCCAUCAAGGAUUUCAUACCAAAACGUGAGACUGAAGAAGGGUUUUUGAUUUCUAUACUGUUCUGUUUUUCUGUAUUUUUCUGUUUGAAGAGUUAGACCAGAGAUGGAGCAGAUGAUGAAGAACACCACCAAUACCAACAACUACAGUGGAGGAUGGGAGAAAUUGAGAAGUAGUCAUCUGGGUAUUCCAAUUCACAGCCAAGUGAGGAAGAUUAAGCAAGAGUAUGAGAAGAUUAAGAAGGACCCAUCACCUCCACAGCUUGAAAUAAGGCCUGUAGUUAAGGAGAUCACAAGGCAGCCCUCACGCUCUCCGUUGGGACGAGUGGGCCAACCAAUCUCUGUUGGUGACUCAUAGAAAUAUUUGAUCCAAUAUAUGGACACCUAUGCAGAUUACAGAGAGGAGUAGGAAUAUAGGAAAUUAGGAGUUUUUGUUUUUUUUUUUUUUCUUUUUUCUGGGUUGGUCUGGUUUUCCUCUCUGUUUCUGGAUUUCUCUUUACUUCUGAUGUAAAUAUUUUUGUUGAUAUUGCAGUAGCUUUUCCAUGAUUUGAAACCUUGUAGAGGGAUGAUGGGCACCAAUUUUUUUGUGUCCAGUAGUCUCUGUUUUAAUGGGUUCAGGAAACACAGUUUCAUCCUCACCCUCUCAGUAUUGCACAGGGGUUUCAACAUUUUAAUUGAGUUCUAUAUAGUUGUGAUCUGAA
This is a messenger RNA of Macadamia integrifolia, 842 nucleotides long. RefSeq lists its product as uncharacterized. Lineage: Eukaryota; Viridiplantae; Streptophyta; Magnoliopsida; Proteales; Proteaceae. The record is from RefSeq and is a predicted model, not a curated record. The transcript has a single exon. The coding region runs from base 248 to 499 and encodes 83 amino acids.